UUGGCUGCCUGGGGACGGGUCGGUAGCCGUGCCUGUCAGAGUGGCUGGCGGCAGUGGCGGCUCUCCGGGCUGGGUUGUCAGUCAGUGAGCAGAGGGGGAAGAUGGCUCGCUGGGACCCGUUCUGUUAGGAAGAAGGGGGGGCAGGUGGUGCUUCUACUCCGGAGAAAGCAGAGCAGCCGCUGUCGCUGUCGCUGGGAGUCAAACAAGCCGAGGUUCUGGAGGUGGAGCUCGGGAAGCCGCUCUGGUUGGAGGUCUAGAACAGAUGUGGAAAGAUGUUCACUUCAGAGAAAGGGGUUGUGGAGGAAUGGUUGUCAGAGUUUAAGACACUACCAGAAACAUCUUUAUCAAAUUAUGCCACAAAUUUGAAAGACAAGAGUUCUUUAGUUUCAUCUCUGUAUAAAGUUAUCCAGGAGCCACAAAGUGAGUUGCUAGAACCCGUCUGUCACCAGCUCUUUGAAUUCUAUCGCAGUGGAGAAGAGCAGUUGCUUCGAUUUACACUGCAAUUUCUUCCAGAAUUGAUUUGGUGCUACCUUGCAGUCUCAGCCAGCAGAAAUGUGCAUAGCAGUGGAUGUAUCGAAGCUCUUCUUCUAGGGGUUUACAAUUUGGAAAUAGUUGACAAACAGGGACAUAGCAAAGUAUUGAGUUUUACGAUUCCGUCUUUAUCCAAACCAUCUGUAUAUCAUGAACCUUCCAGCAUUGGGUCCAUGGCUCUGACUGAGAGUGCGCUAUCCCAGCAUGGUUUGUCGAAAGUUGUGUACAGUGGACCUCACCCCCAAAGGGAGAUGUUGACAGCACAGAAUAGGUUUGAAGUAUUGACAUUCCUUUUGUUGUGUUACAAUGCUGCCUUAACCUAUAUGCCCAGUGUUUCUCUUCAAUCAUUGUGUCAGAUUUGUUCAAGAAUCUGUGUUUGUGGCUAUCCCCGACAACAUGUAAGAAAAUACAAAGGAAUAAGUAGCAGGAUACCAGUUUCUUCAGGGUUCAUGGUACAAAUGUUAACAGGAAUUUAUUUUGCUUUUUAUAAUGGAGAAUGGGAUCUAGCUCAAAAAGCAUUGGAUGAUAUUAUAUACAGAGCUCAGCUAGAAUUAUAUCCAGAGCCAUUGUUGGUUGCUAAUGCCAUAAAGGCUUCAUUGCCUCAUGGUGCCAUGAAGUCUAGUAAGGAGGGUACAAGGUGUAUUCAAGUUGAAAUCACACCAACUUCCUCUAGAAUAUCAAGAAAUGCAGUAACCAGCAUGUCAAUAAGAGGUCAUAGGUGGAAAAGACAUGGAAAUACAGAAUUAACAGGUCAAGAAGAACUCAUGGAGAUAUCUGAAGUUGACGAGGGAUUUUAUUCCCGGGCUGCGUCUAGUACUAGCCAAUCGGGUUUAUCAAACAGUAGUAACAAUUCUAGUAACAAGACAAGUGUAGGAAAGACUCAGAGACGGUCAGGAGGAAGCAAAACUGGAGGAAAAGAAAAAGAAACCACAGGGGAGUCUUGCAAAGACCACUUUGCCCGAAAACAAACUCAGAGAGCCCAAAGUGAGAAUCUUGAGCUUCUCUCUUUGAAGAGACUGACAUUAACUACCAGCCAAUCUCUGCCUAAACCUUGUAGCCAUGGUUUGGCUAAGACAGCUGCAACUGUAUUCAGUAAAUCCUUUGAACAAGUCAGUGGUGUCACAGUCCCACAUAACCCAUCAUCUGCUGUUGGCUGUGGGCCUGGGACAGAUGCCAAUAGGUUUUCUGCUUGUAGUCUCCAAGAAGAAAAGCUUAUUUACGUUUCUGAAAGGACUGAACUUCCAGUGAAGCAUCCAUCAGGUCAGCAGAGACCUCCUAGUAUCAGCAUUACCUUGUCUACAGAUUAAUUUGUAAUAGUUUUCCCACCUAACUAGUGAAUCUAGAAAUAUGACUCUGCUUCUUUAUGAAAGCACCCAGCAUCUUUCAUCCCUGUCCCAGGCAGGAGCCCUUGUGUCUUAAAUUCUAAAGGCUACCUUGACCUUAUGAAGGGAAUAACGUGUAGGUUGUAAUAAGGUCAAACGUGGUUCUGUUAUUUCUUGGGUGUAUUUUCCCCCCUUGAUUUGAGUCUUUUUUUUUUUUUUCUUUAUUUGUUUCUAUGGUCUAAGAUGGUCAGUGUCACAAUACAUUUUGGCAAGUUGUCUGAUCAAAUUGGGGACAUCUCGUGAGGUUGUGAGUUCUUAUUUUUUAAUAACUCCUAUUUUGGUAGUUGUAUGUUUGGCCUUCAGCGUAAAAGGGAAUCUCAUGCAUGGGAGCUGUUUUUGAAAGGAGGCAGAGGGUGCAACUCCAGGAAUUCUGUAGCUGACUGCACAACAGGGCAGUCUGAAAAUCAGGCAUGUUAAAAAAACAAAAAUGAUGUGUAUGAAAAGUACCUGAUAAAAAUGUUUGUAAUCAGAUUGUCCUUAAGAUUAGUGGAAUCAUUUAUAUAAAGCACUGGAAAAAGCCUCGUAACUCAGUACCUAGACUAUUAUGUAAUUCCAGGGGAAGGGUAGAGGGAUUUCUGUUGUUAUCUUUGGAACAUUUUUAUAUAAAAAAUCAGAUUGCCAGUAGAUGUGUUGUUUUGAAGUAUUUGAUCUGGAUUGAGCAGGUGAAAAUCCCUUUCAAUUCCUAAAACGUAAUCAGCCAUGAAGCUGACUUACCCUGCUGCUUGACUUUGGAAAUCCUAGGUAGUUUGGUUUCCUAGAAUUCAAAGUACACAUCAUUGAAGUCUUCCUGGAAAUCAUCGUAAAUCGUGCAACACAGCUCUCAAGACACCGGCGUCAACCAUAUAAUAUUGAAUUGUUUGUCAGCAAAUGAAGGAAAUUAGGUAAAUUUUUCAUCUAUAAAAUGUCAUGAAAGAAAGCAUAAUGAAAUAUGGACAAAGGACAUUUAUGUAAUUAAUUUAGGUUUAUUUAUGUUUGUGCUCUUAAAUUUAGAAUUGUAAAAUAUGAAAGAAGUUAAAUAAUUUGUUUGUGAACGGGCCUAGUUUAAAUGUUCUUGUCAUGGUAGAAAGAAUAAUCAAUGUAGUUGCCCCCAACCAAAAAAUAAAAACAAAAAAGGCAAUAUGGCAGAAGCAAAACAAACUUGUAUGUAGCUGUAGAGAACUGUGUGACCUCUAGAUAGAUGUAAAAUGUAGUAUUUGCUAGUGCUCAUCCUUUUAGCUGUGGUCAAGGCUCCCUGUAAAUCAAGUGUAUGUAACUAAUAAUUCAGAGGGAGAGAAAGAAAGCAGGGCUGAGGAUAAGGGUAAAUUGACUGGGAGGGAAGGCCUGUCUGUCCCCUCUUUGUCUCCUUCACUAUUAAUGCACAGUGGUUUCCUUAUUCACAGUCCCUAGCUGUAGUUGCACAGAAAAUGUUAGUUUUCCUUUUGUGCCUGCUUAUGCAGAGCUCAAAUGUGAAAAAUUUGUAUGUCCUAAAGAGUGCUAAAGCAUACGCUAUGAAUGCAGUUUUGAUCAUAACUGCUUUGGCUACCAUUUUAAAUUUAAAUCUUCAAAAAGCAUGAACUAGUUUUCAUUCAUUAAUCUUGACUAGAAUAUGGCUUUUAUUAGAAGUGAAUUUGAGUUUUUUAGUUCCACUAAUAGAAAUGGAAUAAGAUCUAUUGCCAUAAACUGUAGUUUAAAAAAAAAAAAGAAAAAAAAAA
Molecule: messenger RNA, 3604 nt
Organism: Herpailurus yagouaroundi (jaguarundi)
Lineage: Eukaryota; Metazoa; Chordata; Mammalia; Carnivora; Felidae
Gene: HYCC1
Product: hyccin PI4KA lipid kinase complex subunit 1
Exons: 11
Coding region: 273-1838 (521 amino acids)
Biological process (GO): protein localization to plasma membrane; phosphatidylinositol phosphate biosynthetic process
Cellular component (GO): plasma membrane
Source: RefSeq, a predicted model, not a curated record